Phaedon cochleariae (mustard beetle) is the source of this 1688-nucleotide messenger RNA. NCBI's taxonomy places the organism in Eukaryota, Metazoa, Arthropoda, Insecta, Coleoptera, Chrysomelidae. The record is from the annotation of a GenBank genome assembly.
UGAGCUUAAGCAAAAGAAGAAGAAGAACUUGCUUAACCUCAAAAAACAUUAAAAAUCAAAAUAUUCGAAACCGAAGUUUAAAAGUGAGAUGUUCAAACCCAAAACUGCCCAAAAACACAAACUAUUGUGUUGCUUUUUAUUUUUUUGAUCAGAUUAAUCGGUUUACUUUAAUAAUAUAUUCAGGCAAGUGUUCAUCAAAUUGAAAAUGACACAAGAAGCUGAACAUUACAAUAAUAGUGAUAUCGAAUCUACAGAACUUUCCACAAGCAAAUCAUUGAUGAAAAAGGAACCCAAACGUGGAAUAAUUUACUUGUCUUCUAUCCCACCAUACAUGAACGUUUCCAAAAUCAGGGAAUUUUUUGGAGAAUUUGGUACCAUUGGAAGGGUAUACCUACAACUGUCACAAAAAGGAUCAAAAAACGGUGAAAAGGUCAAGAAAAGGCGUAAUGUUGCGAAAAAAUUCAGUGAAGGUUGGGUAGAAUUUGAAAGAAAAUCCAUAGCUAAAAAAGUUGCUAUACAUCUUAAUAAUACACAAGUUAGUAAUAGAAAGAAAUCUAAACAGUAUGACCAUAUAUGGAACAUAAAAUAUCUGUCCAGUUUCAAAUGGACACAUCUUCAUGAAAGGUUGGCUUAUGAAAAAGCAGCUAAAAGACAAAAACUAAGAGCUGAAAUAACACUUGCAAAGAAAAAGAGCAACUUCUUCAGUGCCAAUUUGGAUAAGAAUAAGAAAAAUAAAACUGUUGUCAACAAGGAAUAUGAAAAUAUUGAUACAAAUGUUGAACAAAUUGAUACAGAUGACAUUGAACAACCUGAUGAUAGAGAGGAAUUUUUGAAAUCUCUCUUCUCUUAAAAUUAUACUUUAUGAUAACAUUAUUUUUUAUUAAAACUUUGUUUAAAUUACAAUUACAUUUGAGGAUAUUCAUACCAGAUUGUUUAUUGAAUAUUUUUGAAAAAUAGGUCUUAUUACUGCUGGGCACUAAUUUUUUCUUGUUCAUUAAGUUUGUAAACUUCAUUUCUUCCUAAAAAUUUACCACCAUCUAACUCCAAAGCAAAGUUAUAAUCUGUGGGGUUUUCAACUGCAUGUUCUAUAGACUCAUCUAUGUUUUCAGGAGUGAUGAAAUUCCUAGAGGAUUCUUUUUCUUUCCUGACAAUCCCUUCAAUUUCAGACAUUUUUUCUUCUGCUCUGAUCAUCUCCAUUUCUAUACGUUUUCUGGCAAAAUCAAGUUCACUCUCAAGCUGUUCAGCUAUGUACUUUUCUCUCAGGAUUUUUUGAGUAUCAUUCCAUUUGUUGUUUAAUUCCAUGCAAUGUUUCAAGUCUUCUUCAAAAGCCUUCCGUUUUUCUUCAGGAUCUUCACUAGCUAAAAAUCUUGUGCAAUGUUUGUAGGUCAGGUACCUCCUGAGAGAUUUGAUUUGGGUACGAUAGUUAUUGUGGAGCCUCAUAAGUUCUUUACUCUCGUCUUCUGGUAUUUUCGGUCGUACAGGUAUUCUAAAGACUUUGGAUUUGGCUGUCGGCAUCCACAGUGGUUUUCGCAUCCAUCGGACUGUCUGGUAGUUUGUGGCUGUUUCCAAGGAUGACAUUAGGAGAGAAUUCGUUACUCGAAGCAUGUCUGUUUUUCUCCAAAAAUAUAAGGUCUUCAGUAUCCUCGAAUCCUGACAAAAAAGCAAAAAUCAUUAACAUUAACCUCUCU